Spirodela intermedia is the source of this 2069-nucleotide messenger RNA. The record is from the annotation of a GenBank genome assembly. Lineage: Eukaryota; Viridiplantae; Streptophyta; Magnoliopsida; Alismatales; Araceae.
AUGCUCACCAAGACCAACUACUCCGACUGGGCGCUGCUCAUGAAGGUCAAGCUCAGAGCCCGGUUGCUCUGGACCGCCAUUGAGAAAGGGGGCGUCGAACCCCAUGAAGACAUGCAGGCGCUCGACGCGCUCUGCAGCGCCGUGCCGCCGGAAAUGUGGCCGGUGAUCGCGGACAAGGAGACGGCAAAGGAGGCCUGGGAGGCUAUCGCCACCAUGCGGAUCGGCGAUGACCGCGUAAAGAAGACGUCGGCGACGUUCAAGGAGGGAGAGUCUGUUGAGGACUACGCGCUGCGUCUCAACAGCAUGGCGUCGACUCUCACCACCCUCGGCGACAAGGUCGAAGAGACGCAGGUAGUGGAGAAGAUAAUCCGCAGUGUUCCCCAGCGUUUCAGACAGAUCAUGGUCGCGAUCACGAUGCUGCUCGACGUGUCGACGCUCACCGUCGCGGAUUUGACGGGUCGACUCAAGGCGGCGGAGGAUGCCUUCGAGAAACCGCCGUCGGCUAUGCACCACGACGGCAAGCUGUACCUGACCGAGGAAGAGUGGGACGCACGGCGGAGGAAGCGUGAUGCUGAGAAAACUGGUGGUGGAGGUAGCAGCAGCGUGACGCACCGUGGCGGACAUGGGCCGGGGCGCGGGCGCGGCCGUGGCAGCGACAAGGGCUCGUCAUCAGGCGGCCUGACGGGCAACUCAGGCCGGCCCAGCGGUGAUGAGUGCAGGAGAUGCGGGAAGCUGGGCCACUGGGCCCGCGAGUGCCGCUCUAAGCCCAAGAAAGAGCAGGCCCACGUCGUCCAGGAUGAGGAGGAGGCCUCGCUCCUUCUCGUGAAGUCAACGACGGCCAUAUCGACGGCGCCGCCACCAACCUCCACUCCACCACGUUUUGCUGCGACUCCGCAGGCAGAGGAUCGGCUCCGGCGUGCAAGCCCACCGCCGCCGGGAGCAAAAGGGGUCCCCGUCAAUGGAGGGGCCGCCGAAGAAGAGAAGAAGCCAGGCGCCCAGACCCAGAUCCAUCUGCGGGAAGAGAAGGUGUUCGCCCACCUUGAAGAGGAGGAGCUGCGUGAUGAGGAGGCGUGGGUCGUGGACACGGGCGCCACGAACCACAUGUCGGGUUCCCGUACGGCUUUCACCGAGCUGGACACGGCGGUGCUUGGGACGGUGCGGUUCGGCGACGACUCGGUGGCGCGGAUCGAAGGCCGGGGGGCAAUCGUGUUCCUGUCCUUCGCGGGGGUGUAUUACAUUCCCCGACUGACGACGAACAUCGUCAGCGUCGGCCAACUCGAUGAGGCCGGGUACCAUAUCGACAUCGAGAAGGGGGCGAUGAAGGUCCAUCAGCCAGGCGGACGGCUCCUGGCGAAGGUGAUGCGCGGAAGAACCGGCUGUACAUUCUCCACGCCAAGCUGGUUCGGCCGGUGUGCCUGGAGGCGCGGGGAGUCGAAGAAGCUUGGAAAUGGCACGCGCGCCUCGGACAUGUCAACAUGGCCGCGCUGCGUAAGAUGGCUCGGGAGGAGCUGAUGCGCGGGUUGCCGGCAGUUGGUCAGGUGGACCAGCUGUGUGAGGCGUGUCUCGCUGGCAAGCAGAAGCGGUCGCCGUUCCCCGAGCAGGGAGAGUACCGGGCGCGGCGUGUUCUGGAGCUGGUGCACAGCGACCUCUGUGGUCCGAUUGCGCCGGAAACGCCAAACGGUAGCAAGUAUUUCCUGCUGCUCGUGGAUGAUCGAAGCCGGCACAUGUGGGUGGCCAUGCUGCCUUCAAAGGAACGUGCUGCAGUGGCCAUCAAGGAGAUCAAGGCUCGGGCAGAAGGCGAGUCAGGACUGAAGCUGGGAGCGCUCCGUACUGAUCGGGGCGGCGAAUUCACCUCACAUGAGUUCGCGGAGUACUGCGCGGGAGAAGGUAUUCAUCGUCAACACACGGCGCCAUACAGCCCGCAGCAGAAUGGCAUCGUCGAGCGCAGGAACGGCACGGUGGUAGCAACCGCGAGGAGCAUGCUCAAGGCAAAGGGACUGCCGGGCUGGUUUUGGGGUGAGGCAGUGGCAACUGCUGUAUACAUCCUGAACCGGCGGCGCACCAUCUGA